This is a messenger RNA of Ectocarpus siliculosus, 1932 nucleotides long. NCBI's taxonomy places the organism in Eukaryota, Phaeophyceae, Ectocarpales, Ectocarpaceae. The record is from the annotation of a GenBank genome assembly.
AUGGACGCCGGCGAAGAUUUCGACCAAUUGGAUGGGAUCCCGGGGAUGCCGGAAACCAUUGGUAUAGGCCCGAUUCUCCGCAGCAACGCCACCAAAUCCAUCGACAUCCGCUUCGGCGGCGUCACCUUCAGCCGCAACGGCCAGAUCCGUGGCGACGUCCACUCCGUCCUGCCCACCAGGGGGGCCUUCGACCUCCCCCCGCUGCCCGCCGCACUGCCGGAGUACUCACUCGAGAGCGAGGCCGCGGCGGCCGCGGCAGCGGCCGCCUCCGCCGCCGUCCCCCCCCGGGACCACGCCGCUAGCGUAGCGGAAGAGAUCGCGCAGAAGAUCGCCGAGGGCGGCGGCCCCGACGUGGGCGGCCGUGCAACCGCCGGGGAGCUGCAGCUUACGCCGUCGGGCUUUCGGGCGGCCGCCCUGCAGAGCGUGACCGGGCACGUGGAGAUCCGAGAGCGGCGCGCGGCGGAGACGGGCACCGGCACCGGCAAGGCGAAGGCGCCGGCAGGGAUCGACCCCACGCGGGUCCCGAACCUCUGGCUGGCCGUGGCCCACUCCUCCGACGUCAAGGCCGGGGAGGUGAAGAAGGUCGAGGUCGACGGGGUGCCGAUAGCCCUGUGGCGCACCUCGACGGGAAGCGUGAGCGCGCAGUCGGACGUCUGCAUCCACAGAGGGGCGAGCCUGGCCCGCGGGUGGAUCGCCAACGACCGCUUGGUCUGCCCUUCGCAGGUGGUGGUGAAGAACGAGUUCCACUUGCCGUAUCGUGCGGUCAUCCGCGUGUACUUCGGCAGCAACAGCCUCAAGACCAUCGAGGCUACGGCGGUGCCGAGGGCCGACGGAGAGACCACGCUUCACUGGAAGCUCUACCGGAACUUCGCCAUCACUCACCCGCUCGACGAGGGGCCCAUCAACAAGGCGGGAGAUUUCUUGUUCGGACAGAUGAUGGACCUGACGCUGAAAGAGGACAAGGAGAUCAUUGAGAACAUUUACCCCGAGUACCAGCGCGGUUUCAUGAACGCCCGCUACGACCAGCAGAUGCUGCAGUACCGCAAGGCCAUCACGAACUUCCAGGCCACCGCCGCCGAGCGCGCCAACACCCAGCUCGAGACCUCCCUCCAGAUGGAGCUCCUCAACCGCAUCUCGCGCAGCGAGCGCGGCCUUGCCUCCACGCGCGGCGACCGCUCCGCCAUCCUGGACCUGAUACGGCGCCUAGAAGACGUGCAGGCGACGACGCAGCCCCCUCCGCCGAACGCCGGCGGCGGUGAACAGAAGCUUGCGGCGGACGCGGCGGCGGCCGCCAGGGCGGCGACGGCGGCGGCGGCGGCGGCGGCGGCGGCGGACGAGAACGCCCUGAGAGAGAGCGUGGAGGGGGAGUGGCACCUGGAGUUCGUGUCGAACGACGGGGGGGAGGAGGGGGCGCAGGAGGGGUGGGACUUGGCCUCCUCGACAGACCCCGAGAAGAAGGAGCGGCUCGCGGUGCUGAAAGAAGCCGGUAGCGAGGCCCUCCUGUUCGACUGGAAGGAGACCGGCCGUCCCCUGUGGGCAGACACGUCGGAGAGCGUCCAGAUUAUCGACACCAAGGCUCGGACCUUGACGAACCGUGCCGUGUACAAGGGCUGGAGCGGUUUCACCACGACUGUUCAGCUCGACGCGGUCAUCGAGCCCCUGAAGGACGAGGCCAGCCGCCUCAUGGUCGGCUUCCGCAAAGCGAUUGUGAACGUCGGGGGCAUGAAGGUCACCUUUCCGCACCUGCAGCGCUUCAGCCCGACGGGAUGGAUGGAGACCACGUACCUGAACCAGGGCAUCCGCAUCGCGAGAGGGAACAAGGGCUCCAUCUUUGUCCUCACGCGCCAGCCGGUGUCUUCUCGUCUUUCCUCUUCUUCGUCUUCGCCUACCGUCACUAACGGGGGCGCCGCCAACAAGAGCUUGUUCCAGUAG